Messenger RNA from Hypomesus transpacificus, 1483 nucleotides. It is a transcript of the gene lrrc74b, whose product is annotated as leucine rich repeat containing 74B. The record is from RefSeq and is a predicted model, not a curated record. The transcript has 9 exons. The coding region runs from base 3 to 1112 and encodes 369 amino acids. Gene Ontology annotation, molecular function: protein binding. Lineage: Eukaryota; Metazoa; Chordata; Actinopteri; Osmeriformes; Osmeridae.
GAAUGGAGGGAGAGGAAGAGGAAGAGGAGGAGGGCGCAGAGGGCCAGGGCAGGGGGACAGAGGGCGUCGUCAGCGAGGACGGCGAGUACGACACCGACUUGGAGAUGGAAGGUGAAGCAGGGGCGUACGACCCCACGGGCCAGGCCAGCUACAGGGAGGCGUGUGGCACGCUCGGGGUGGUCCCAGCAUCCUAUGCUCUCAGACACCUGCAGAGCAGUGAGCUGACCAUGAUGCACCACGGCUUGGGCCCACAGGGUACCAAAGCGCUGGCCGUUCCCUUGGUAACCAACACCUCCAUCCUGAAGCUGAACUUGAGGGAUAAUUGGAUGGAAGGGAUGGGAGGAGUGGCAGUGGCAGAUAUGUUAAAGGAGAACUGUUACAUCACAGACGUGGACCUGUCAGAGAACCAGCUGGGGGAGCGUGGUGCGUGGGCGCUAGCCAGCGCACUUCAGGAGAACAGCACGCUGGUCAGACUGGGCCUGGCAAGGAACCAGCUGGGGGACGGAGCCGGCCGGCCUCUGGCACGCGCCCUGACCUCCAACACCCGCCUGGAGAGCCUGGAUCUGAGCCAAAACUCCCUGGGAGAGGAGGCAGGAAAGGUUCUAGGACCAGCGCUGGCUGAGAACACGGGUCUGAGACAUCUCAGCUUGUCCUGGAACUGCCUGCGAGGGGGAGGAGCCGUGGCCCUGGCAGCGGGCCUGGGGGCUAACAUAUUCCUUCGUAGCCUGGACUUGUCCUAUAACGGCCUCGGGCGCGAAGGUGCGGUGUCGCUAGGAGAAGCUCUCAAAGAUAACAACACUCUGGAGGAGUUGGAUAUAAGUAACAAUCGUAUACCCCCCGAGGGUGCCAUUCGCUUCACAAUGGGCCUCAGAGUAAACAAGACGAUCAGAGCGCUUCGGAUAGGCAGAAACCCCAUCCAGACAGCAGGAUGCUACGGAGUGCUGAAGUCCAUUCAGGAAAACCCCCAGCCUGCUGUUGAGUCUUUGGACUUCUCUGACAUCCCUGUGAACCAGGACUUUGAGGACUUGCUGAGCUCCAUGAAAGACGCGUUCCCAAACCUGACGGUCAAACACGGAGGGAGAAUCGAUGCGUUCAGGAAAGCCAAGCGCUGAGAGAGUGUCACGUCACGUGGUCUGUGUGCUCUGCUCUCUCCUCGUGAUGACGAGGAGAGAGAUGAAGAUGUCUCUCUUUCUGAAGAUGGCAAAUGAGCUGAUUCUCCACAGCACCAUGUGGCACUACAUCAAGCGUGACAGAUGACACCUGAUAACUCAACUAAAUCUACAUUCAACAACUUGUUAGCAUAAACAUGUAUUUCUUUCAAGUUAUAUCUGCCGUGAUUUGUCAUGAUAAAUUGUGUUAACAUGUGUCGCCAAGUUCCUGCAAAACUGUGCAUUGUGCUUGAUUUAGAAUAGGCCUUGGCCUACUAACUAAGUUUAGGGGUGACCAUUCGGUUUAUUAUUUAUAUAUAUGGUAUCCAGAGGUG